GACGGGUGGACGGCACUAGUGUGGGCUGCACUGAAUCGGAAGAUUGACUUGUUGCAGCUCUUGAUCAACAAGGGGUCUAGUGUGUACAUGCGCGACCACGUGGGCAAGACGGCCGCGGACUACGCCGCGAGAGUGGGCGACAAUCAAAAGAUGCUGCAGCAGUUAUUCGACUGCAACAUUAAGUACGACUGGAGCCCGAUACCAAAAAUAUUUCGUAUCCAAAACGUGUACCCGAGAGACUUUACAUUCCUUGAAUUGGUACAUGAUUAACCAAUCAACGACUCAACCACUCAAUCAAUCAACCAACCAAUCAAUAACGCACACGUUUUAUCUAAGCUAGUUUGUAUCGUGCGGCUGAAGCCAAGCAUCCGGUGAAGUCAUUUCUUGAGCUCAAGGCGUACCCGGAUUUCGUUGCCGAGCACAACGUUUCUAAAUGGACUCCGUUGAUGUGGACCUGUUUUAACCUAUGA
Messenger RNA from Amoebophrya sp. A25, 470 nucleotides. Lineage: Eukaryota; Dinophyceae; Syndiniales; Amoebophryaceae. The record is from the annotation of a GenBank genome assembly.